Molecule: messenger RNA, 1596 nt
Organism: Drosophila busckii
Lineage: Eukaryota; Metazoa; Arthropoda; Insecta; Diptera; Drosophilidae
Product: probable fumarate hydratase, mitochondrial
Exons: 3
Coding region: 104-1522 (472 amino acids)
Biological process (GO): malate metabolic process; tricarboxylic acid cycle; fumarate metabolic process
Cellular component (GO): mitochondrion; tricarboxylic acid cycle heteromeric enzyme complex
Molecular function (GO): fumarate hydratase activity
Source: RefSeq, a predicted model, not a curated record
AAAACACACGGCACGAUAUAGAAAAUAGUCAGUCUCUUAAAAGUACACGUCUACAUUUAUCAUAAUAACACAUUAGAUUGUGCGCAUCGGAAAUCAACCCAAAAUGCCAUCCUCGAAAGAAGAAAAGGUAGCUGCGCGCAUUGAGAGCGAUACGCUUGGUCCGAUGGAGGUUCCUGGCGAUCGUUACUAUGGCGCGCAGACUAUCCGUUGUUCAAUCAAUUUCCCAAUUGGCGGUAUGGAUGAGCGUAUGCCGAAAGCCGUAAUACAGGCCAUGGGUAUAUUGAAGAAAGCUGCAGCUGAAGUGAAUCAGGAGUUUGGGCUUGAUAGCAAGGUAAGCUCGGCGAUUUCAAAUGCUUCGGAUGAUGUUAUCUCAGGAAAGUUGUAUGACGAAGGACACUUCCCACUCCCCAUUUGGCAAACGGGCUCUGGCACACAGACAAAUAUGAAUUGCAAUGAGGUGAUUAGCAAUCGAGCUAUAGAAAUGAUGGGCGGUGAAAUGGGCUCCAAGUCGCCCGUGCAUCCCAAUGAUCAUGUCAACAAGUCGCAGAGCUCCAACGACACCUUUCCCUCUGCCAUUCAUAUUUCGGUGGGCAUUGAGUUGGUGAAAUCGUUAAAGCCAGCCCUUACUGGGCUGCGCGAUGCACUCAAGGCCAAGUCUAACGAAUGGAAGGAUAUAAUCAAAAUUGGUCGUACCCACACACAGGAUGCGGUUCCACUGACCUUGGGACAGGAGUUCAGCGGAUACACCCAGCAGCUAACUAACGGCUUAGAACGCAUCGACGCUGUGCUCCCUCACGUCUAUCAGUUGGCGCUGGGUGGAACUGCUGUUGGCACGGGCUUAAACACCCGCAAGGGUUUUGCUGAGAAGUGCGCCAAACGUAUUGCCCAGCUAACAUCGUUACCCUUCGUCAGUGCACCAAACUUCUUUGAGGCAUUGGCAAGUCGAGAUGCCAUGGUUGAAGUGCAUGGUGCUUUAAAUACCAUUGCAGUUAGCCUUAUGAAAAUAGCCAAUGAUAUACGCUUCCUGGGUUCCGGACCACGUUGUGGCUUGGGGGAGCUUCAGUUGCCAGAAAAUGAGCCCGGGAGCUCAAUCAUGCCUGGCAAGGUAAAUCCCACGCAAUGCGAGGCCAUUACUAUGAUCUGUGCUCAAGUCAUGGGCAACCAUGUGGCCGUAACUGUGGGUGGCUCCAAUGGGCACUUCGAGCUAAAUGUUUUCAAGCCUUUGAUCGUCUCUAAUGUGCUUCGCUCGAUCAAGCUAUUGACUGACGGAUGCCUCUGCUUUACCAAGAAUUGCGUAAGGGGCAUUAUUCCAAAUAAGGAAAAAAUAGCCAAGAUUAUGAAUGAAUCAUUGAUGCUUGUGACUGCUCUAAAUUCACAUAUUGGUUACGACAAAGCGGCUCAAAUUGCCAAGACUGCACAUAAGAAUGGUACCACGCUUAAAGAGGAGGCAGUUAAUGCUGGUAUUUCUUCAAAGGACUUUGAUGACUGGGUGCGUCCGGAGAAAAUGCUCGGACCAAACUAACGAGCUUAACAAUUUUAUUUUCAAUGACUCACCUCAAUUAAGUUGACAAAUAAAAGUUGGUGAAAAAAUGGUGA